GCCAGCAGCGUUGUUCAUAUAGCGAAAGCUAUAUCCAGAAGAAACUGACCCUUCACAGAAUUACACAACAAACACUGUCCGGAUGUAAUGGCGGAAACAUCACUAUGGAAUUACAUAUUUAUGCGCACGUCCAUCUUUGUCUUGCACCUCAUCGCGCCCCUGAGCAUCGUGGUCACUCUCAUCUUAUCACUAGUACCCCUCCCAUUUCAGAUUCCGGCGUUUCUCAAGGCAUGGUUUAUUCUUGAAGCACUUUUCUAUAUCUUUGUAUACCUUCCACUUAACAAGCACCUUCAAAAACCCGCAAACCAUCCUGCUGCGCCCUGCCGAGACGAUCGCCAAAAGCUGUUCCAACAAUGUCACGACAAUAUUCCAGACGCGGGACAGUAUCUAAGGAGGUGGUUUCGCGAUGCACCAGAGCAUGAAAUAAAGCGUGAGAACGUUAAGGAAUUCUUCCGAUGGGGCUUUUUCAACAUGGAAGAUUCUGAUUCUACGUAUGAUGACGAGCUAGAAGAGUAUAUCGAGAAACUGGAGGAGCUGCUCGAGAAAAAGUUGGAGCCUGGGAGGGGAGAUGCUAAAUGCCUGCGCAUGACUCUUGACAAGGUCGAGAUGCUUCAUCGAAGCUUAACAUGGUACAUGUGCAUCUUUGUUGUCGACACUAUAGCAUCAGCUUAUAUGCUGUACCAUUCUUUCAGCUUUCACCGAACAUCGAUCUCCCAGUUCUUUACCACUUUUCCACUUCGGCCUCUAAGUCUACUUACGCACUAUAAGUCUCCCGCGAAGAGGCUUACCUACUGGCACCGGCCGCAUACGUCCAAAACAAGGCUACCUGUUCUCUUCAUUCACGGCAUCGGUGUGGGACUUUAUCCCUAUGUGAACUUUCUGGCUGAACUCAAUGCGACCGGUAGUGCAGAUGGAGAUGUUGGCAUCAUUGCUGUCGAGAUCUUAUCAGUAAGCUCUCGCAUCACAGGCCCGGCUAUGUUGAAAGAGGAAAUGUGCGAGGAGAUUCAUCGAAUAUUGUCUUCACACGGAUGGGGAAAUUGCGUCUUGGUCUCUCACUCAUACGGUAGUGUUGUCGCCGCCCAGCUUCUUCGAGACCCCAAGAUCUCCGCCAGCAUCGGCCCCGUUGUGUUCAUUGAUCCGGUGUCUUUCCUGCUACAUCUGCCUGAUGUAGCAUAUAACUUUAUAUGUCGACGCCCAAGUGAGACUAAGGAACACUUACUGUCCUACUUUGGCUCGAAAGACAUAGGUAUCGCUCAUACGCUAUUUAGGCGCUUCUUCUGGGCCGACAAUCUACUGUGGAAGGAAGACCUACAAGAUCGACCUACGGCCGUGGUUUUGGCCAGUAGAGACAGUAUCAUCGAUGCGAAAUCGAUUCGGGCUUAUCUUGUUGGCUCAAAAUAUUGGGCGCAAAGUCCAAAAAGAGAGCCAGGAGUAGUUGAAAGGGAUAGUAAAUUGGAUGUGAUCUGGUUUGGUGGCUUAGACCAUGGUCAGGCCUUAGAUCACAAAACGACAAGACUGCGUCUGGUUGAGACUGUUCAAGCAUUGUGCAACGAGGCUGCAAGUUCUGGAAUGUCGGUGCAGGUCAGAAAGAAGCGUUUGAACGGUCUCUUGUAAAGCGAUUUGCUGUAAGGAUGUCUAGGAGUUGAAAGAGUCUUGACUCAUUUCUGCAUUUCGUAUCACCAGUGAUUACGGCUCGUAUAUAUGGCAUUAUGGAGCUGUUUGCUUUCGUGUUUGCACCAAUCUACCUUUGCUUGUUCGGUAUCCUGUCAUCCCAAUUUAACGUUUGUUUUAUCCACCCAUGGGCACUGCAUGCAAAGUCCCAUGUUUGCUGAUGCGUUGAUGCCUUACGGAUUGAUUGGAUCAGGG
Fusarium verticillioides 7600 is the source of this 1866-nucleotide messenger RNA. RefSeq lists its product as hypothetical. Lineage: Eukaryota; Fungi; Ascomycota; Sordariomycetes; Hypocreales; Nectriaceae. Bases 88 to 1614 code for a protein of 508 amino acids. The transcript is spliced from 4 exons. The record is from RefSeq and is a predicted model, not a curated record.